Molecule: messenger RNA, 1350 nt
Organism: Dioscorea cayenensis subsp. rotundata (Guinea yam)
Lineage: Eukaryota; Viridiplantae; Streptophyta; Magnoliopsida; Dioscoreales; Dioscoreaceae
Product: oleoyl-acyl carrier protein thioesterase 1, chloroplastic-like
Exons: 7
Coding region: 72-1184 (370 amino acids)
Biological process (GO): fatty acid biosynthetic process
Molecular function (GO): fatty acyl-[ACP] hydrolase activity; acyl carrier activity
Source: RefSeq, a predicted model, not a curated record
AUGGUUGUACUUAAAUCCCGGUGGAGGGUGAGAGUCGGAUCGCCGAGCAAGUGGGUCAGAUCUCUACACUAAUGCUCAAGGUUUGCUCCACGGCCGGCGCCACCGGCGUUGCCGGCGCAGCAGCUGUUGUUCCUCCAUCGAGGGCUCAAUGCCGUCGUCUCUUGCCGUUGGCGGCGAGAGAUGGGCCGCGGAGGUUGAUGGCGGUGCGCUGCUCCCGCGAGGGCUCGAUGGCGGUGUCGGCGCCGCUUGAGACGGUGGUCGGAGAGGGGAAGGGAUUGGCGGAGAAGCUGAGGCUUGGAAGGCUUUUAGAGGAUGGCUUGUCUUAUAAGGAGAGCUUCAUCGUCAGAUGUUAUGAGGUCGGCAUCAAUAAGACUGCGACUGUCGAGACCAUCGCCAAUCUCCUUCAGGAAGUUGGCUGCAACCAUGCACAGAGUGUUGGAUUCUCUACUGAUGGGUUUGCCACCACCAACACCAUGAGAGAGCUUCGACUUAUUUGGGUGACAUCUCGUAUGCAUAUAGAGAUAUACAAGUAUCCAGCCUGGGGUGACGUUGUGGAGAUUGAAACUUGGUGCCAAGGAGAAGGGAGGAUUGGCACUCGGAGAGAUUGGAUUAUCAAGGAUUUAGCUACUGGUGCAGUUAUUGGUAGAGCUACCAGCAAGUGGGUGAUGAUGAACCAAGACACCAGGAAGCUUCAACGGGUAACUGAUGAAGUGAGGGAGGAAUACCUUGUCUUCUGUCCAAGACAACCUAGAUUAGCAUUUCCAGAAGAGGAUAAUGCUAGCUUGAAGAAAAUUCCCAAACUUAAAGAUCCAGUAGAAAAUUCACGAUUGGGACUUACGCCAAGGAGAGCUGAUUUGGAUAUGAACCAACAUGUAAACAAUGUCACAUACAUUGGAUGGGUUCUAGAGAGCAUGCCUCAAGAAAUAAUCGACACCCAUGAACUACAAAUGAUAACAUUAGACUACAGACGGGAAUGCCAGCAGGAUGACGUGGUCGAUUCUCUUACUAGCUUGGAGUUGACAGAGGGGGAAGAAAAGAUAGUUCACCAUGCUAGUACCAAUGGGUCUGCCAGUGGAAAGAGAGAUGGACUAGAUCACUGUCAGUUUUUACAUUUCCUGAGGCUUGCAGGCACCGGACUUGAGAUAAAUCGGGGACGCACUGAAUGGAGAAAGUUGGUUAGAUGAGAUCCUUAACUUUAAUUUUAUGUUCCCAAUUUGUUUCCAUUUGUUUCCAAUAAGUUUGUUGUUUAAGAAAAGUGUCGGACUUAUUUUGUUGGUUUGUUCGGUUCAUUUUUGUUGGCCUUGAGCAGAUGGUACUAAUUUAUUUUGAUUAUUUAUGUUUUUUUUUUUU